Molecule: messenger RNA, 1749 nt
Organism: Naumovozyma dairenensis CBS 421
Lineage: Eukaryota; Fungi; Ascomycota; Saccharomycetes; Saccharomycetales; Saccharomycetaceae
Gene: HO
Product: Hop
Exons: 1
Coding region: 1-1749 (582 amino acids)
Biological process (GO): intein-mediated protein splicing
Molecular function (GO): DNA binding; endonuclease activity
Source: RefSeq, a predicted model, not a curated record
AUGUUUGAAGAAAGCACUGCAAUCAUAAUGGCCAACAAUUCCAUAGAAAAAAUUGGUGACAUAAAAUGUAAUUCAUACGUCCGAUGUGAGGAUGGUUCAGAUAGUCGUGUAACAAGUGUAGCAAAAGCUACUCAAACAGUAUAUGAAAUAGUUCAAAGAACAAAACAUAGAGCUAAUGAAGGUGAGCCUGGAAGGUCUGAUCCGCUUCGUAAAAAGGUUUUCCAAAGAAUUCAAUUGAAAUGCACAGCGGCUCAUGAACUUAAUCUUAUGGUUCCUAUCAAAGCAACAAUUGAAAAUUCGUUUAAGAGGCAAAAAUAUUCUGUUAGAUGGACACAGUUUGAAAAGUUUCAAACUUUGGAUGGUCGAGUAAUAAUGAUUCCAAAGAAUCAUCACAAGGACUUUCCAAUGGAUUCAGAUGGAGAGAAAGCUGCCAAGCUAAUGAAGGAUGAUCUAAACUUAUUAUAUGGAAAUCGUUUCAUAUUCAAUUUACAACUAAGGGAUUUGGAUUAUUUAGAUGGUCAAACACGAGCUGCUGUUUCAUUACGGUAUUGUCCCAUAUUAACAGGUAAUGGAAUAUUAUCUGAAUUUUUGACAGGCCAGCCUCAUUUAAUUACUUCUGCUACCUUAAGUAUGGCAUGGUUGUUGGGUUUAUGGUUAGGUGAUGGAACUACAAAAGAACCAGAAAUAACGGUGGACAGUUUUGAUCAGACUCUAAUGGAGAGUUUAAAAGAACAAGGUUAUCUCUGGGGACUUUAUCCUUAUUAUAAAGAUGAAGCAGUUCCUUUACGUGCCAAACAUGUUCGAUUAUAUUAUGGAGCUGGUCCAUCCAACAAACGAAAAGUGAGGAAUUUAAGAAGAGACAAUCCAUUCUGGAACACGGUGAAGGGUCUUAAGUUCAAGAGGGAAGAUGAUGGACAUAAGCAACUACCAGAAUUCAUGUGGAAUGAAGAUGUGGAAAUCAGGGAAGCGUUCUUGGCUGGGUUAAUAGAUGCUGAUGGUUAUGUUCUUAAAGAAAAACGUGCCGAUAAAACUUAUGUCGUCACAAUUCAAACAAUAUACCAUUCUAUUAUGGAAGGAGUAGUGAACAUAGCGAGGUCGCUUGGAAUGUGGGCAACUGUAACUACUCGAUCCGCCAGAACGUCCACCAUCAUUGGCCGCCAAGUUACGUGUCAAUUUACUUAUGACAUCUCAAUAUCGGGAACAACGCCAUUACAAAGUGUUCUCGCUUACUGCAGAAGUGGGCAUAAGAGGAGGGAAGCUCCAAAGCAUGUCUCCAGAGAACCUAUUUAUUUUAAGUUCACUGAAAAAGUUAUUGGUCAAAGUAAUGUUGUGGGACUAACUAUUGAAAAUCAUAAGCAGAAUAUUCUCCUUGCUAACAAAGUCGCCGCACGAGUUUGCACUGAGAUAUGUGAUAAAGAUCAGCCAAAAAUAUCCAUCACGAAGAAUCUGAAACACUGUAUUGCAUGCCCAAGAACUGGUGUUAGAUAUUUUUACAGAGAUUGGACUGGUAAUCAUCGCGUAUGUGCUAGAUGUUAUUGUCGUUAUAAAUUUAGUGGUUACCGGUGUUUGAACUGUAAGUACAUUCCAGAGGCGCGGGAAGUCAAAAAGGCUAAAAUCAAAGGGGAAAAACUUGGAAAUACAAACAAUGGUGAAUUAGUAAGAGGUCUCGACUGUAACAGAUGUGGUGGAAUCUUAACGUUUGAUGAAAUUAGAGGCACCAGACAUCAUCGUGUUAAUACUUUGAACUGA